Molecule: messenger RNA, 1167 nt
Organism: Aethalodelphis obliquidens (Pacific white-sided dolphin)
Lineage: Eukaryota; Metazoa; Chordata; Mammalia; Artiodactyla; Delphinidae
Product: zinc finger protein 304-like
Biological process (GO): regulation of gene expression
Cellular component (GO): nucleus
Source: RefSeq, a predicted model, not a curated record
AUGAAGAGCUGCACAGUCCAUGCAACCAAGAAGGCUUUCUCAUUCCAGGAGCCUGGGAAGAAUUUCCCUGGUAGCUCGGGCCUUCUCCAGCACCAGGUCACUGCACAAAAGGACACCAAGUGUGUGGAGGCCUUUAACAAUGGACAAAGGCACUAUAAGUUCAGUGAAUGUGGGAAAACCUUCAGCCACAAACACUCAAUUGCUCAGCAUUAGAGUUUCCACACUGGAAAGAGGCCUUAUGAGUGCAGGGAAUGUGAGAAAACCUUCAGCCUCAAAAACUCACUUGUUCAGCACCAGCAAGUCCACACUGGAGAAUGGCCUUAUGAAUGCAGUGAAUGUGGGAAAAUCUUCAGUUAUAAACACAAACUUGUUCAGCACCUGAGACUCCACACUGGAGAAAGCCAUGAGUGCAAUGAAUGUGGGAAAGCUUUUAGCUACAAACUCACAGCUGUUCAGCACCAGCGAAUUCACACUGGAGAAAGGCCUUAUGAGUGCAGUGUAUGUGGGAAAUUCUUUACUCAAAACUCCAGCCUUAUUGUGCACCAAAGAAUUCACACUGCCUCACAGCCUUAUAAAUGCAGUAUAUGUGGAAAAUUCUUUACCUCCAACUACAACUUUAUUGCACACCGGCGAGUUUACAGGGGCACAAGGCCUUAUGAGUGCAGUGAAUGUGGGAAACCUUUCAGCAACAAACCCACACUUGUUCAGCAUCAGCAAAUUCACAGUGGAGAAAGGCCUUAUGAGUGCAGUGAAUGUGGGAAAUUCUUCUGCCACAGCUACAAACUUGCUCAGCACCAGAGAGUCUGCACUGGAGAGAGGACUUACGAAUGCAAUGAAUGUGGGAAAGCUUUUAGCAACCAAUUGACACUUGUUCUGCACCAGCGAAUUCACACUGGAGAAAGGCCUUAUAAGUGCAGUGAAUGUGGCAAGUUGUUUAGCCAGAGCUCCAACCUUAUUGUGCACCAGCGAAUUCAUACUGUAGUGAAGCCUUUUGAGUGCAGUGAAUGUGGGAAACGUUUUAGCCAAAGCUCUACUCUCAUUAAGCACCAGAAACUUCAUAGUCAAGAUAGGCCCUAUGAGUACAGCAAAUGUAGGAAAAUUUUCAGUCAACAGUCUAACCUCAUCUGUCACCAGAAAGUUCAUGCUGGAGAAAAGACCUUCAAAUGA